Messenger RNA from Plutella xylostella (diamondback moth), 1524 nucleotides. It is a transcript of the gene Cluap1, whose product is annotated as clusterin associated protein 1. Lineage: Eukaryota; Metazoa; Arthropoda; Insecta; Lepidoptera; Plutellidae. The record is from RefSeq and is a predicted model, not a curated record. Gene Ontology annotation, cellular component: intraciliary transport particle B; microtubule organizing center; cilium. Gene Ontology annotation, biological process: cilium assembly.
ACAAGCCAUGUCAUUAAAAUAUAAACAAGAACCAGCGAAUACUAUCGAAAAAGUAUAUAUUAUAAUAAAAUAACUAUACAGUAUAAAAUACCUCCAACAGGUUUACAGUGAUGUCUUACAGAGAUAUACGGAAUUUCAGCGAAGAGAUGCGUUCCCUCGGCUUCCCGCAUCCCAUCUCGCUGGAGUCGUUCCGUACUCCCAACUUCCCUCUAGUGGAGGCGGCGCUGCGCUGGCUCGCCUGCAGCCUGGAGCCCGAGGCGGCGCUGGCUGGUGGAGGCGGGUCUAUGGAGGAGCGAGUCGCGUUGGUCACUCACGCUGUGGCCUUCUUUUUAUCCCGCGCCAAUGUAAAACUGAACGGUCGUCGCAUCUACGGGGCCGAGGGAUGGGCGGCGCGAGAACUCAUGAAAGUUUCAGGUCUGCUGAAAGCGGCGGUGGCGGCGCCCGCGCAGCACGGCCCGCCCGACCACCUGCCCAGCUAUGACGUCAGCAGCAGGCUGGGUGAGAUCAAGCAGGCGCGGCAGCUGGCCACGGAGCUGACGGCGCGCGGGGCCGCGCUGCACGACCUGCUGGGGAAGGAGCCCGAGCACCGGGAAGCCCGCGACCGCGCGCUCUCCCGCCCGCUAGACCUCUCCUCCAUGGAGACAUCUCUCCGCCUCGCUCUAGAGGCGGUGACGUCACGAGUCGCCUCCACUCGGGAGCAGCUGGCGGCGGCGGGCGGCGGCGGCGGCGCGCUGGACGCGAAGAUAGAGCGGAGGCGGGGCGAGUUGCAGCGGGCGGAGCAGCGGUUGAGGACUGUGCAUAGUAUCAAGCCAGCUUACCAGGGCGAGCUGGUGGCGGUGGAGAGCGAGAUCGCCGAGCUGUGGGAGCAGUACGUGCUGCGCUACCGCUGCGUGGAGGCGCUCAAGCACCAGCUCAGCGUGCUCGAGAACGCACAGGCGGAGGCGGCGGAGGAGCAGCAGGCGGCCAUCAUGCAGCUCAUACACAAGUACGAGGCCGAGGACGUGCUCGGCAAGCUCAGCGACUCCGAUGAGAUGUACUCUAGCGACGAGACGAAGGCCCCGAGCGCGGCGCCGCGCCCCGCCACCCGGCCCAAGACACGGCUCCGGAUCAAGACUGCAGGAGUCCCGGCGGCGGAGGCGCGCCGUGCGUUCGGCAGCAUGGCGGCGGCGGCGCGCGACUCGCUGGACGACAUCCGCGACGAGGACAGCCUGUCCGACGACGAGCCGUCCGACACGCUGCACGGUGGUCGCGAAGACACGGCGUCCCGCUGGACGCGCGCGGGCCGCCGCCCCCCGCGCCCCGCCACCCGCACCAUCCCCAUAGACGACGACGAUGAGGACAUUCUAGAAGGCAUGGAGGCGGGCUCAGCGGGCGACUCGCUGGGCAGCUCGUCGGAGAGCGAGCUGCGCGUGGGCAGCGCCGCGCGCCGGCCCAGCGCCGCGCCGGGCCGCGCCUCCGCGCUCAGCGAUAAUGAGUUCUAGUGGACAGGGGAUAGAGGUGGGGUUUCAGGGUCUGGUGGGCGAG